This is a messenger RNA of Dibothriocephalus latus, 384 nucleotides long. The record is from the annotation of a GenBank genome assembly. NCBI's taxonomy places the organism in Eukaryota, Metazoa, Platyhelminthes, Cestoda, Diphyllobothriidea, Diphyllobothriidae.
AUGGUAAACAAUGGUGGAAGGACUAUCGUAAUUCUGACUGUGAAGCAAAACAAGGCAAUCAAUUGCUCACCUGAGGACUCCAUUACAAACUUCCAGUUCCAAGAUUGUCGUCUUUGGGCAGCGGUCAGCGGACAGGAUGAAGCGUUCUUAUUUGAUGAUUCAUCACAGUUUUGUCCACGUGAUGAUGUCUCCAUUGGGAACGUCUUAGGACCCAUUCUGCGCUUGCUCCUCCCCUUUAUUCUCAUUCUAUUCAUGGUGCUGCAUCUCCUGUUCAGUCUCUAUGCGGUCCGUCUUCUCCUGCCCCCGUGCCUCGUUCCUAUUCUCAUCACCAUCGUCCUCCUCCUUCUCAUCCUCAUCAUCUCUCCAUUCCUCGGCUUUUUCUAG